AUGAUCCUCUCCGCCUCGCUCAUCUUCUUGGGCUGUUCAAAAGCCGCCUUCUUUGAGCCUCCCGCGAGGGCGUUCUUUUUAGCCUGCGCAAACACGUUUUUCGUCUGCGGUUUGGCAGUCAUCUUGAGUGAGACCCCGCCGAGCGAAGGCUUUUCCGCCGGUUUAUCUGCAGGCUUCUCCGGGGCUGCGGCGGGUGUCGCAGAGCCCGGAACAUCAGGAGAGGCAGAUUUCGGUUGUGGACUGGGCUCAGCCUUGGCAGCAGGUUUCGAGCCAAAUGACAGGGAGAUCUUUUCUCCUUCAGCGCGCUGCAACCCCUUUUCCCUCACCUCGUCAUUCUCGUCCUUCUCCCCCCUCGCUUCAGCCUGCUUUUGCGCCCGUUUGAUUUGCUCCCGGAUCAUCAUCUGUUCAACCUCCUCAUUCCCUCGAUCCUGCGCUUCCUUCCUCCUCAACGACUCUUGUCUCUUUAGCGCCUCGGGGGAAUUAUCGAUCCAGGCAAUGUGA
Messenger RNA from Colletotrichum truncatum, 501 nucleotides. Lineage: Eukaryota; Fungi; Ascomycota; Sordariomycetes; Glomerellales; Glomerellaceae. The record is from RefSeq and is a predicted model, not a curated record.